CCUGUCUUUCAUACACUUUACCAUCCACCGCUAAUUUGCCAAACUUCAAACUCUUUACCCACUUCGUCUUCUUCAGUUAUGGCUUCUGCCUCUGCGUUCCUUCUUUCUUUUCCUUUCACUCACUCACUCUACUUUCUCUCUCUAUAUCUCUACAUUUUACAAUGGGUCUUCUUAACUGCGGCGCCGAGGCCGCAAUUGCCACCUGCGAUUCCUACAACUUUAAGAAAACCUCUAAACAAUGUCAGCCAAACAGACCAUUUGAGAUCAGGGAGUAUUCAUACUCUGAUCUUCAAUCCGCCACCAAUGGUUUCUCCCAGGCCAACCUGCUCGGAAAGGGAAGCCAUGGAUUUGUCUACAGAGCUGAUCUUCUCCACGGGCGCAACAGUGUGAUCGCCGCCGUGAAGACCACGAAACAGAGCGAAACUAAAGUUGCGGCAGCUGGUUCCACGGCGGAGAACGAGAUUGAGCUCCUAUCGCGGGUCUACCACCCGCGGCUGGUCAAUUUGAUCGGAUACGGAUUGCAUUUGAACCGGAAGAAGUUAUUAGUGGUGGAGUUUAUGCCGAACGGGUCACUGUACGAGCUCCUCCACUGCUCGAACCGGCCGCCCGGAUUGAAUCGGCGAGUCCGGUUCGCGUUGCAGGUUGCGAAGGCGGUUCGGUUUUGCCACUCGUCGAACCCGCCGAUCAUCCACCGGGACAUAAAGUCGUCGAAUGUGUUGAUUGACGAAAAAUUCAACGCCCGGCUCGGGGAUUUCGGAUUGGCAUUGAGAGGACUCGCGGAGGAUGUGGCGGCGAUGCGCACGCCACCGGCGGGGACAUUGGGGUACCUCGACCCGGGCUAUCUCGCGCCGGGGGAUCUCAGCCCGAAGUCCGACGUGUUCAGCUUCGGAAUCCUCUUGCUGGAAAUCAUCAGCGGCCGUUACGCCAUCGACAUGAACUACAGCCCGCCGUCCGUCGUUGACUGGGCCGUCCCGCUGGUGAAAUCCGGCGAUUACGCCGGAAUCUUGGAUCCAAGAAUCGAAAUACCCGAGGACGAGGCGGUGAUCCGUCAGCUCUCAAUCGUCGCCGCCAGUUGCGUCAGAAAGUCCGCGAGCAAGCGGCCGGCGAUGGCGGAAGUGGUGAAUUGCCUGAAAUCAAUCUACAAGCACGUGAGAUCUCCGGUAUGGAGCACGAUGCGACGGCGCGUGGUUUGCAUACUAGACACAACACGCGUGGCGGCGAGAUACGAGCCGUUAGAUGACAGCGUGGAGGCGGUCAGGAUAUCAAGAGCGCGGAGAUUAUCCACUACGACGAGCGUAGAGUCAGUAAGCAAGAACAGCGCGAUUGGUGGGGAAAACGGACGCCACGUGGCGAAGGCGAAAUCCAUCGGAUCGUUCGCGGAGAUUGGAUAUGAGCUGUUGGAUAAGAACGCGGGAUCGGGUGCGAAGAAGCCCACAGUGAGGUUGAGCAAGUCACGGUCAAUGGGAAUGUUGACCAGUGGUUCGGGCCCGAAAUUAAUGAACAAGAGUAGUAGUAGUAAUGUGGUAACGGUGCAACUGGUGAGGAACCGAAAUGUCAGUGAAUGGGAGGAAUCAGAAUUGCGGGUAGGCCAGAUCAGAGUGGCCCAAAGGGAAUCCCUGCUAAAUAUGGGCCCUUCAAAGCAAUAACGGGUCCUCCACGUGUGAUGCAGACGGUGUGAUUGGAGCGAGUCUUGGGUUUCUGGAUCAACCCGACGGUCCAUGUCGGCCGUGCAUGGAUAGGGACAGGAGAGGAUCCGACACGGCGGAUGCCCGAGUCCAAUUCAUUUAAAUCUUUCUUGCUUGGUUUGUUGUAGACAGGCAGUUAUUACAACUAUUCCGUAUAAUUUAUAUGCAGUAUUUAUUUUAAUCAUACCUCAUUUUAAAUACACCUCUCAAGUUUUUUUUGAUCAUUAUACACCUCUCAAGUUAAAUUUUAUUCUUUCC
Messenger RNA from Cuscuta europaea, 1943 nucleotides. NCBI's taxonomy places the organism in Eukaryota, Viridiplantae, Streptophyta, Magnoliopsida, Solanales, Convolvulaceae. The record is from the annotation of a GenBank genome assembly.